Molecule: messenger RNA, 4015 nt
Organism: Psylliodes chrysocephalus
Lineage: Eukaryota; Metazoa; Arthropoda; Insecta; Coleoptera; Chrysomelidae
Source: the annotation of a GenBank genome assembly
GCCAUUUUGUCGUCCCCUUUUAAAAAAUUAUUUUAUUUAAUUUGUUAAAUAUUGGCUUAACACACCUAUACUUUUUAAUAUUGUUUUUAUCUUUUGUGGCGUUUAUUUUUAAUUUAUUUUAAUUUUGGCGAUAAAAUUAGGUGUAUGUAAUAACAAUUUUUAAAAAAUAUUCAGUUUUUAUACUAGAGUAACUUGUAGUUUUAUCCCCUAGUAGAUCAGAGAAUAUAGUGAGGUUUUUCAAUUUUUUCUAUUAAUUAUUUUUCAAUUUUUUCAUGACUUUCUUUUAUUACCUAUAACAACAUUUUUUCAAAAGCAUUAAUAUUGUAAUGUUUGUUUAUUUUAAACAACAGUUUAUUUAUUAAUAAUUUAUUUAAACACAAAUUUCUAAUUUCUGGUGGGUUCCAGAACGUUCUCGCCAAAAUUAGAAACAUUAUCACGUUUUUCUCGAAUAGUAAUCAAAAGCGCCUUCGCCAUAGUCGUCACAUAUGUUUGAUCUUAAGGAGUUUAAUGUAUAAUAAUUGGACAAGUUGAGCCUCAAAAGCCAAAUAAGACGGAGAGGGACUUGGAGGAUUAGAGCAUGACUGAAUAGCGAAAUGGCUCACAUUAUAAUAUGUUGUUUAAAUAUAUAUUAGUAUUAAUAGUAAAUCAAUAUUUAUUAUUAAAUAAUUCUUAAAUUAAAUUAAUAUUUCAUGUUGAUUGCGAUAGCUUCACCUUUUUUCUUUUUCUCUUACCCACUAGGGGUGCCAGAAGAUGAAGUUAAGGUACCAUUUGGGAAUGCGAGACGAAGACCGACUUCAAACGACAUGCAGCAAGCAGCAAAUCUGAAAACGGUCUCUUCAUGUCUGAACACAUGUAAUUAUAUGAAAUACAUUUGGGAACAGACGACAGCACUUUUAGUUUGGCAAUAUUUGUUGCUUUGCUGCUGUCGUCUGUCGUUUGCCUCGGUCUCGCGUUCCCAAAUGGUAGCUCUUUAUAAUUUUCGAAACAGGUCGUAUUUGAAAUACGUAUCAUUGUGAGAUUCAAAGAAUCUUUUUCUUCCUUACCCUUUCAUUUAAUUAACUAAUUCACAUAUAGCUACUCCAAGUUUGCAUUUACAAAAUAUUUUUAGAAAAUGGACCAACGCUUGAUUGUUGUGAUACUAUGUAUACUAGGAACUACACUGUUUGUUAAAGGCCAGUUAAAUGGCGUUAAACCUCUAUUAAUACCGUGCUACAAUGUAUCGGCCAUACCUGGAAUCAUUAUAGCUGAUAAUAGACCGCCUAUGAAUUUAAAUAUUUUCCUGGAACUUCUUAGACGUCUUGAAGAUGCUAAUCCAACACUAACUGCCAGAGAAUUCUCGAGUCUGAUACUACAAAGACUCUGGCAAAAUGGAAUUACAUCAACUGGUGGAAAUAUUGACUUGAAUAUUUCAAUACCUUUUACUCCUUAUGGACUAGAAGCUUAUAAAGGAACUCUGAUUUUACAACAAUAUUUACCAAAUUCAGCACAAACUUUUUAUUAUGGGGAUCUCCAGCAAGCUGAUCUGUGCGCCUUACACUAUAUGAUCUCUGACACCAUUAACAACACUGUUAGAGGAGAUGAAUCGGUUACAUGUGUGAGGUCAGCCCAGUACCAAGCAAGAUUCAGAAGAGGUCUAGAAGGUUCCGAGGAAUCUGUUGGCGAUGAUGGAAACGCUGAUACAGAAUCAGUUCUUCAUUUGACUCCACGUCGUCUCGCUAUAAACCCUACGACAGUCUCCAGUCAAUGUCCUGUUGAACUUGGAGUACUAUACACAAAUCAUGGAACUGUCAAAAUUGGAGACGUACUAUCAGGAUUAGCCACAGCUUUAAAUCAAGAAAAUGUCAAAGGAUCAGAUAAUAGAUAUGCUGCUACCCUAGCUGGUAAUUUAGCUCAUGCUGCACUAUCACAAGGUAUAUCAUCAGUGCAAGUGGGGUCGUCCGGAGGCUGGAACAGUACAAUUAAUCCAAAAUACUUUUUCCUCCAAAGAAAUUCAUACUUGGACUUUACUGAUCAGGAUAUAAGAGGUUCGGUUGAUGGUAUUUUGUUGGCUUUACAAUUGGAAAGAUCUAUUAAAAAAAAAUAUUCAGAUGUUAAAUUAUCACAAAUCAUUGAUAUGUACUACUCUCCUGAACAAAGAGGUGUAUUUGAUUCGACAUUCAGAGCUUGUAACAGAAAUAUUUUGUAUUCCGAAUUCGUUAGUGGAGAUACUCUUUCAACCGAAGUUGCUUCAAUCAUAAAAGAAUUAGAUAACUCUGGCCAGUAUCCAUAUACUACCAAUCCUGAUAAAUAUCAAUUACUAGUUGACGGUGCAGUUAACAGUUUCGCCAAGUAUUUCCCUAGUAUUAAUGAUUUGGCGUGCCCGCAAGUUGAUUCUCCAACAGAAAGAGUGUCUACUGAUCUGCUCAUAUUUUUGGAUCCUAACUGGAGCUUUACUCCAAUACAGUCAAUAAUAUCGUACAUUCUAGAUAACAUUGACGUGAAUAAAUAUGGUUCACGAUAUACACUGUUCAGUGGUGCAGACGCCACUAAUCUCACCAAUAGUACAAGCCACUUGUUGGAAUUCCACAAAGCUUAUAAUCUUUCUAUUCAUGAGAAGUUGAACAAACAAUUCGAUUAUUCAAAAAUAUACGAAGUAAUGGAGACGAUUGUACGGGGAAAAUUGAAUAACAAUACUUACACUGGUGGAGAAUCGACAAUAGUAUUACUUGUGACAAGGACACCUCCAAACGAAUCACACAAAAACUUUUUGGAACAAAGAAAAGAAAUAAUAAAGCAAUUAUUGCCAGACGUCACAGUGAUGGUACUAGGGUCCGGAACACCUGGAGAAUAUUCAUCGAUUCUGUUAAACCCUAGUAAAGAUUUUAUUCCUUUAUCAGAUACUACUAAUGAAAAUGACUUAAAGUCUACAGCAAAAAAUGUUAUUGAUAGGAUCAAGACCAUUCCAAGAUCAAUAGUGAAUCCCAACUGUGCUUACGGCUUUACAGGCUCUACAAGUACUUUCUCAACAACGCAAUACGUAGACCUCAAUUCAGUCAAUUAUUACAAAAUUGUACCAAAUUAUUUCUUCAAAGGGGACGGACCAAGAAUUUUAAAAAUAACUGAAACUAGUACUGGUUCAAUUACUGUCUGCAUUUCCCGUAAUCAAAGCAGGCCCGAUAGUCUGUCUGCAAAUUGCAAAACUAUACAACUAAAUGUUCAAACUAGUGAUAUAUCAGACUGGUGUGGAAGUAAUUUUGAAGAGUGUGCUCCUAUUUAUUUAUCAGUAUAUGGGAAUACCACUCAGUAUAGAUGCAAAGAUUAUUUCUGCCGCUAUCCAGACAGCGUGAGGUACACAAUAUCCUUGGAAAAUGUUGGAUGUACCAGUGGUACUUAUACUAUUAUCGGCAAUUUCUUCCUUAUUGCGACACUAUUUCUUUAUUUAAGAUUUUAGAUGUAUAUCAUUUAUUAUUUACAAUGCAUUUUUUGAGGUCCCAUACAUGAUUCUUAACACAUUGACUAAUUUAGAUGUUAUGUCCUUUAAAUUGGCUGCGUCAGUUUUCCCUGGUGAUAGAUAUACGAAGGAGUCAUUUUUUACAGCCCUUUUUAUUUUAUGUCAGAAUAUUAUUAUCUAGUUACUUAUUUUUAUAUACAUUUAUAACGAGAAGGAGGAAGAAAAAUAAAAUGCAGUUUGAACAACAAAACAGUUUCAAUCUCAGCUAUUCAAAUGGAUUUAAAUAUUACGUACAUGGAUGGUUAUUCAGAAUCACGUAUGGGGGAAUAGAUAACAUUUUCGUAAAAACAAAUUACUUUUACUGUCAAACUUUUAAAACUAUUGUUAUAAAAUGUAAAGAAGUUGGAUUUGGGGUUAGUCAAGAGAAUUGAGAAUUUUUAAUUGUAUUAUAAUGUUAAGAAGUUUAUAAAAAUAAGAUUUUUAGUAGUAGUAGGUAUUAGUGGUAUUUAUUUAAGUAGUGUUUUAUAAAUGAUGAAGUAUUUUAAUAAAAAAAAACAAUUUUUAUGAAUAAUACUGAUAAUUAUA